Messenger RNA from Symbiodinium natans, 2235 nucleotides. NCBI's taxonomy places the organism in Eukaryota, Dinophyceae, Suessiales, Symbiodiniaceae. The record is from the annotation of a GenBank genome assembly.
AUGGUGUCCCGACUGGCUUCAAAAACGACAUACCACCGUCGGGAUGCAUGGCGCAGUCAGGCAAAGCUGGUACGGACGAGUCAUUGCAAGUCUGCCAGGAGAACUGGCAGUGCCGAAGACGAUCCAGUCCUUCUGGAUCGACUGGUCCAACAGGAGGUUGACAAGGGCUGGUUGCACAAAGUUGAGUCGCUUGAUGAGGCGAAGCGGCUUUUUCCACAGGUCGCUGUGGGCAAGAUGAACAUCGUCCAUUCUGAAGGCAGGGACCCUCGACUGGUGGUAGAUUCUUCCAUUUGUGGUACGAACGCCGCCUGCUCAAUCCCAGAACGAAGUGCAUUGCCAACCUUACAGUCCAUUCUGUCCGCUUGGCCACUACGGGGCCUGAGGCAGCAAAUUGCUGCAUGGUCACUGGAUGUAAAAGCCGCGCACAAAUCCAUUCGAGUUCGCCGAUCUGAACAAGGCCUGCUUGGAGUGCGUGUGGGCAAUACAUUCUUCUUCUAUUCUGUUUGCCCCUUUGGGGCGGCCUUUUCGGCGUAUUGGUUUGCGCGACUGGGUGCAUUCUUGGUUCGUACUUUGCACCUCCUGAUUUACAUCGCGCAUUUCCAAGCCCUAUACGUGGACGACCUUUUGGGUUUUCAGGUGGCCUCAGUGGCUGAGAUGUCUUUCUGCAAAAGUGCGUGUAAGCUUGUGUACUGGGAUAGACCUGCAACUCUUCGUAAGCUGAGAGCUACUGUCAUCGAGUGGUACAUCGAGCUUCAAGUGGGUAAAGAGAAGACACCCACGUUGAGUCAGUUGAGCUUUGAGAGACGGCAGCUGCAGAAGAGGAAGAGUGUCACUGACCAGCUUGAGCAGAUCGAGUCAGCAGCGAAGAUCAUUGCAUACGGUUGCAAAGUCCUGAGUGCUGAAGAUAGUCUACUUGAGCCCUUCUUGUCUGCUGUGUUUGUGAUCCUACGCGACUCACCCUACCAACCUGUUGGUGAGACCCGGUUCAAUCGUCAAGGUCAGACCGUAGCAGAAGCAGGCGCACCGACCGGAGCAGGUCCAGAUGUUCAGAUGCACCAGAUUGGAGCGAGUGAUGGUGUGCAGCAAGGACAGCCCCAAGUAGUUCUCGCAGAUCCGAGUCAGGUCGCUGCAUUGAUCCAAACGGCCAGCCAGGCAGCGCAUAGUGCAGCACAGGCGGUGCAGCAAAUGUCAUCCGCCACACAGCGUGCCGCGAGUGACAGACAGUUUGCAGGCUACAGUGAUGCAUCAAAGGUGUUGCGUUAUCCUGAAGGUUUUGGGGGAAAUGAUUCACAUGAGAGUGACGUUGCAAAAUGGCAAGAGUUCGCUCAUUCCUUCAAAUCAUGGCUUAUCUAUGCAGAACCUGAAUACGGUGAGGAGCUAGCCACCAUAGAGACCAGUCCGCAUGUGGUGGUGACCAUCGCUGACAUGGUUGAGUCAACCAAGCCCCGUGCCCGACGCCUUUACGCGAUCCUUUCAGGGUUGCUCAAGGGUCGCCCGCUUGUCAUAUUAAGAUCCAUACCUGAGCAGAACGGCUUCGAGCUGUGGAGGCAGCUGCAGUCAGUAUACGCCCCACGCACACGUGCACGCAGCCUGGCACUCCUUAGUGCCUACAUGUCAUAUCCAGCCUUCACCAAAGACAAAAGCUUCCGAGAGCAGGUCAAUGCUCUAGAAAGGGUGUCGGAUGAGUACCGUAAGGUAUCUGGAUCAGCAAUAGGUGCUGACGUGCAGAUGGGUGUGCUUGUGCGUGUGUUGCCCAAUCACCUGCGUCAACACAUACAGCUGCAAAUGACUGAAUCUUCAUCAUAUGACACCAUACGUGAGGCCGUGAUGAAUUACGAGUCCGUGACCACCACCUGGUCGAACAGCAGGGUUCACCUUGAGCUGGGAACCAGCAAUGCAGCUGAUCCGAAUGGUCCAGCGCCAAUGGACAUAAGUCGGGUUAAUGAAGAGACUAAGGGUGGCAAACGUGGUAAGAUGGUAAGCGCGGCAAGUAUGGAGAUGGUAAAAAUGGCAAAAAGGGCAGAGGCAGCAAAGGUGGCAGGGGUCAAUGGGGUGCAGGCAAACGAGGAGGCAAGGACCACCAAAAGGGUCAAGGAGGGCCUAAGGGAGUUAAGAAGGGUAAGAAAAGUGGGGGUAAGCAGGGUGCAUCAGGUGGACCAGGCCAAGGCAAAGGUCGUGACGCAUGCCUGCACUGUGGUCAAUCCGGCCACUGGAAGCGUGAUUGCCCCCAGCUAA